AUGUUCAACCAGCAGCUUCUUUUCGCACUUUUUCUCCUCUUCCAGCAAAUUUUCGCGUCUUCAAACAGCGAUCUCCGUCGCAACGCAUUCCUGUCCUACCACGGGAACACGAAGCAAAAACGCAGCAUGCAUGCUCUUCCCGGAUCCGUCCAGGACCCCGCGGCACUUCUGGUCAACAAACGAAGACAGCACUAUCUCCUCCGAAAAUACUACGAAACAUAUCGACUUGCUCAAUCUGUUGGUGUUGAAAAACAUGUUGCUGACCAUUACUACAACAACUAUUACGGAAAAUUCCUCAGGGAACCUUGA
Molecule: messenger RNA, 309 nt
Organism: Oikopleura dioica
Lineage: Eukaryota; Metazoa; Chordata; Appendicularia; Copelata; Oikopleuridae
Source: the annotation of a GenBank genome assembly